UUAUUUUACCCAAUAUUUAAUAAAAUGAUAUAACUUGUUAACAGAUUUAACUAUUUGGAAUGCCCUUUGUAAUUUCAUCAGCUCCUUUGAUUUAAUUCAUUGAUAGAACAAUGAUAGAAGCCCGCUGGUUUUUGAAAUCAAUCGCACGCUUAUUAGACAACUGUAAGAACAUUAGAGACCUUAAACAAAUUCAUUGCCAAAUCAUAACAUCACCAUACUUGUCCAAAUCAGAUCAUCUCUUCCUCAUUUCUCGUCUCAUCUUCUUCUGCGCUGUUUCAUCUUCGGGUUCUCUCAGUUAUGCUACUCGUGUUUUUCGAGUCACCGAUAACCCCAAUCUCUUUAUCUACAACGCCAUGAUCAGAUCAUAUUCUUGUGAAUUCAGUAACAAAGACGAAAAACCACGCUCCCUAAUUUUGUAUAAGCAAAUGUUGCAAAAUUGCAUUGUGCCAGAUUGUAUAUCUAUCCCCUUCCUCUUAAAGGAAUGCAUGGGCAGACUUGAUUUUGUGGCGGGUCAAACCAUUCAUGCUCAUUCUGUUAAGUUUGGGCUCGACGAUGAUGUGUAUGUGCGGAAUUCAGUGAUUGGUUUUUAUUCCUCCUGUGGGGUUUUAACAUGUGCACGAAAGGUGUUCGAUGAAAUGUCUAUGAGAGAUAGUGUAUCUUGGAACUCAAUCAUUACCGGAUGUUUAAGAAACGGGGAGCUUGAUAUGGCAGUCGAUCUGUUUGCCAGGAUGAAUAAGAAAAAUAUUAUCACUUGGAACUCUGUAAUCACUGGAAUGGUUCAUGGAGGUAGACCUAAGGACGCCAUUGAUUUCUUUAACAAAAUGCUUGUAUUACCGGAUAAGGACAUUGUUUACCCUGAUAAGAUCACUUUGGCUAGUGUCAUUUCAGCUUGUGCAUCGUUAGGGUGGCUUGAUCAUGGCAAGUGUGUUCAUAGUUACAUGUUGAGAAAUGGAAUCGAGUGUGACAUGAUAACUAAAACAGCAAUGGUGGACAUGUAUGGAAAAUGCGGAAAUGUAGAUAUGGCAAUAAGGGUUUUCAAGAAUAUCCCCAAAAAAGAUGUAUUGGCUUGGACAUCAAUGAUAUCAGUGUAUGCUCUUCAUGGGUAUGGCAAUGAAGCUUUUAAUCUUUUUGACAAUAUGGUUGCAUGUGGGACAAGACCAAAUCCAGUAACUUUUGGUGCUUUAUUAACAGCAUGUGCUCAUUUAGGUUUAAUAGAUAAAGGUCGUUGGUAUUUCAACAUUAUGAAAACUGUGUAUCUGAUUGAGCCAACAGUUCAACAUUAUGCUUGCAUGGUUGAUAUUCUUGGUCGAGGUGGACUUUUUGAAGAGGCUGAAAGGUUAAUUACUAUUAUGCCCAUGGAUCCAGAUGUUUUUGUGUGGGGUGCAUUACUUGGAGCUUGUCAAAUGCAUGGGAAUAUAGAGCUUGGAGAAAAGGUUGCCAAACAUGUGAUAAGUUUGGAGCCUUUAAAUCAUGCUUUUUAUGUUACAUUAUGUGAUAUGCAUGCGAAAUCUGGUAAAUUUGAUGAAUUGGAGAAUAUUAGGGCUAUUAUGGAUGUGAGAGGGCUUAAAAAGGACAUACCAGGUAACAGCAUGAUUGAAGUUGAUGGCAUUGUUUAUGAGUUUUCAAUAAAAGGAUCGUCUGAGGUCAUGAUGGAGGAGAUUAAAAGUUUCUUAUGUCAAUUAAGUAAAGAAAUGAAGGUAGAUCAAAUACACUUCACCAUUUGAGGAAAAAUUAUGAAAAGUAGCAAUGUACUUAGACAAUGUAUUUAUUAUUCACCCAUAAAAGCAGCAUAAUUACAUUUUUUACCCAUAAUAGCUAGAUACUUUCAUUUUUUUAUUGAUAAAAAUAAGUAAAUUGCAACUUAUAAAUUUUUUACCAUUGUUAAAUUACAUAUUGUUGGUAUUGAUAAAAAAAAGUACAUUUCUAUCAUGGGUAAAAAAGUAAGCUCGUCGCCGUUAGGGAUAAAAAAUGUAAGUAAAUUGCUAUUAUGGGUAAGAUAUAAAGUGCGUUUUAUAAAUUUUAUGUUACAUGUUGCUAUUAUCGUAAAAAUGUAAAUAUGCUACUAUCAUGAAUAGAAAAAUAUAAGUAUAUGUUGCUAAUAUGGGUAAAGAGUAAAGUACAUUGCCUAUAUUGUUAGGGAGAUUAAAUAAUGUUGUCAUUUCCUGCAAUUUGAUGAAAACUAUUAUGGUUAUGUUUUAAGUACAUAAAACAAGUAUAACUAGAUUUUUAUUUUUAUUUUGAACGGCAAGAAAAAGAAAAAAAAAAAAACAACUUGCCAAUGAAUAUGUUAAAGUCAACAUCAGCAUAUGGCAUAGAUAAACAUCAAAAUCAUCACGUCAA
Molecule: messenger RNA, 2340 nt
Organism: Lactuca sativa (garden lettuce)
Lineage: Eukaryota; Viridiplantae; Streptophyta; Magnoliopsida; Asterales; Asteraceae
Product: pentatricopeptide repeat-containing protein At5g66520
Biological process (GO): RNA modification
Molecular function (GO): protein binding; RNA binding
Source: RefSeq, a predicted model, not a curated record